Molecule: messenger RNA, 481 nt
Organism: Suricata suricatta (meerkat)
Lineage: Eukaryota; Metazoa; Chordata; Mammalia; Carnivora; Herpestidae
Gene: PRM3
Product: protamine 3
Exons: 1
Coding region: 66-389 (107 amino acids)
Biological process (GO): flagellated sperm motility
Cellular component (GO): cytoplasm
Source: RefSeq, a predicted model, not a curated record
CCCUUCCACUGCCCCCACCUGCAGUGGCCUUCCCUCCCAGUCUGGAGAGGCAGCCAAAGAGGGCUAUGGGUUCCCGCUGCACCAAGCUCGGCACAGGCCACAGCCGGGGCCACGAAUCCUCCAUGAAGAAGCUCAUGGCCUGUGUGAGCCGGGAUAACUUUUCCUUGUCGUCCGAGGAGGAGAGAGAGGAGGAGGAGGAGGAGGAGGAAGAGGAGGAAGAGGAGGAGGAAGAGGCAGAGGAGGAGGAGGAGGAGGAAGAGGAGGAGGACGAGCUCCCGAUGCAGGGCAAGCUGCUGCUGAUGGAGCCCGAGCGGCAGGAGGAGGAGGACGGUGCCGAAGGGAGUCCCGUGGCCCCGCAGAGCCCCGAGCCCAAGCAGACGCGCUCCUGACCCACGACAGGGGCCCCCGGAGAGGUUCCCGCCACGGCUCCAGCGAGAGGAACUUUCAGAAAAGAGUCAAUAAAAAGUCUCCUUGGACCUCU